AUCGCCAUCAUCAUCAGGUCUUCCACGGCGAGCAGUUCGAUUUUCCUUAGCGACGACGAUCAAAUCGAAAAUUCAUACCGAUAAGCCCUCUUAGGUCCUCCGAUCGAUCGCCCUCCACCGUCACCCUUCGAUCGCCAGCGAUGGGGAACACGGAGAAGCUGCUGAACCAGAUCAUGGAGCUGAAGUUCACGUCCAAGUCGCUGCAGCGGCAGGCGAGGAAGUGCGAGAAGGAGGAGAAAGCGGAGAAGCUCAAGGUCAAGAAGGCCAUCGAGAAGGGCAACAUGGACGGCGCCCGCAUCUAUGCUGAGAACGCCAUCAGGAAGCGCACCGAGCAGAUGAACUACCUCCGCCUCUCCUCCCGCCUCGACGCGGUCGUCGCCCGCCUCGACACCCAGGCCAAGAUGAGCACCAUCAACAAGUCCAUGGCCUCCAUCGUCAAGUCGCUCGAGUCCUCGCUUAACACAGGUAAUAUGCAGAAGAUGUCGGAGACUAUGGACCAGUUCGAGAAGCAGUUCGUGAACAUGGAGGUCCAGGCCGAGUUCAUGGAGAGCGCGAUGAAGGGCUCCACCUCUCUGUCCACUCCUGAGGGAGAGGUGAACAGCCUGAUGCAGCAAGUUGCAGAUGAUUAUGGGUUGGAGGUCUCAGUGGGUCUACCCCAGGCUUCUGCUCAUGCGAUUCCCACCAAGUCAUCAGAGAAGGUGGACGAGGACGAUCUCUCCAGAAGGCUCGAGGAGCUGAAGUCCAAGGGGUGAACUAAUCAUAUGCGCUGCUUGGAAUUUGCAUUACACGCUGCGGAUAGCUCAGUGUGUAGGACGAAGCUGGAGCGUGCUUACGAAGUCUUCUGUUUGGUGUAUCUUACUCAGUUUUAAUUCAAUAUCCGACUAUUUGCAUAGAAUCCGUGUGUUAUUAUAUGGGCCAUACUGUGAUAUGACUAAGACACUCAAUGCAACUUUUCCUAGUUUAGUAUUGUCU
This is a messenger RNA of Punica granatum (pomegranate), 972 nucleotides long. NCBI's taxonomy places the organism in Eukaryota, Viridiplantae, Streptophyta, Magnoliopsida, Myrtales, Lythraceae. The record is from RefSeq and is a predicted model, not a curated record.